AGCUGAGGGAGCCAACCGCAUCUGUCAUCUUGAAGCCAUUAGACCAAUUGCAGGGUGAAGGGGGAGGGAGCUUGCCGCACUGAUCUCUGUUUGCAGCAUCCCUAGAGCAGCCUCUGUUGUGUGAAAUACAAGAAGGGGCAAGACGGGGGGAGUAGAUCCUAGGAGGCAAUCUGAGAACGGGAAGGGGAUCUCUUGGAGGCAGCCGGGAUAGGAUUACUUUUGGUGUGUGGAGUUCAUCUUUAGAGAAAAUGUCUGUUUUGUCAAUGUAAACAGCCUGAGCAGGACCUGCACUGCUAAAGGGGGGAAGCAGAAGAGGAGGAGGAGGAGGGGCAGCUGCUGGAGGAAAUGCUGCCUCUUCCAAUGAAAUUUUCCCUGCUCUAGCAAACCCCGGCCUUCCGCAGCUCACCUCUGAAGUGAUGCAUGUUGUAUGUUAAGUUUUAGGUUUUAUUCUCCAGAUCAUACGGCCAAAGCAUCAUCAAUGCCUCAGCAGACCUCAAACCAGAGGGAAGACACCUGUGUCGACAAUGAGACACACUAGAGGCUGAGUGGCACAACAACAUCCACACACAGAUUGAAAAUACAUCCUUCAGUUAAAACAGUUACACCUGACCAUGGCUGUAACUGCUGCAGCUAAGGCAACUACAAGUUUUCUCUCCACAACUGCCACGACCACAAUCCCCUUCCUCUCGACAAGCUCGAGCACCAGAGACAAUAUUACCUCCAGAACAACAUUAAUGACUGUUACUAUAACGACGAACGAGACCAGCUUCAAUGCCACCACGUUUCCAGAGGCAGUGAUCGAAGGCUCGGGAAUGGGAAUGGUGCUCCUACCUUUUGGCAUCAUCACUGUCAUUGGUUUAGCAGUGGCAAUUAUGCUGUAUAUACGGAAACGAAAGCGGUUGGAGAAGUUGAGGCACCAGCUCAUGCCCAUGUACAACUUUGACCCAGCUGAAGAACAAGAUGACCUGCUGGAACAGGAACUACUGGACCACGGCCGGGAAGGCAGCCUCACAGGUCCCAAUGCCAAGUUUUGACAAUGGCAUAAUGGUAAAAGACAAACAUGACUCUCACAACCUCCCAGGGGACCACGCAGAGGCCCAGUCGUCUGGUCUUUACAGAUGUAGCCAAAGCGCUUAACGCUUAACAGCUCUCUUCCAUUAGUUGAUUUCAGUUCGCGGGGCCACUGGCCUCAUCGACAUAUAGACUGUCGCUCAGGAAGGAAAACAAAGGGACACCUGGACUUUUUGGGAACAACUGGAGCUUUGGUGAACGUUUUCAUCACUACAACACACUACGUCAAAUGUCAGUCGUUUUCAAAUUAUGAAAAAAAAACAACUAAAAACUAAACAAACGUAGGGUGCAUGUAUGAUAAGGGAGCGUAACAGGAAGCAUCACGUAUGAUCUUGCACUGUUAUCAUUUGGCGCACAAAUGAUGCACUUUUCUUGAAUCAUGUUGUGUCAUUGCUGUUAAAAUGUUUGGUAGCUUGUCAGUGAAGUUCUUCUGAGCUUCAAUAUCUACUUCCAUGUUUGUUAAGAAAGAAGUGUAAAUAUGUGUUAUAUUGAUUUUGUGGUCUUACAUCUUUGACGAGCUUGUACAUGUGUUACAAUCCUUAAGUGAACUGUCCCUCCUUAUUUUGUUUCUUCUUUAUUGAGCAAUGAAGGAUUGUUUCCGUCUGUAUACAUUAAAACUAUUUAAACCAA
This is a messenger RNA of Siniperca chuatsi (mandarin fish), 1701 nucleotides long. RefSeq lists its product as uncharacterized. The record is from RefSeq and is a predicted model, not a curated record. NCBI's taxonomy places the organism in Eukaryota, Metazoa, Chordata, Actinopteri, Centrarchiformes, Sinipercidae. Bases 612 to 1034 code for a protein of 140 amino acids. The transcript is spliced from 6 exons.